AUGUAAUAGCAUAGUUUAGAUGAUGACAUACUUUACUAGGUAUUUCAACUCAAUUUAUAAUAGUUGAGACGCAUUUUAAGUUUUUAAUUCUUAAGUAGAAACUAUUUUCUAUUAAGAAAAUUUGAUCCUAAUACAGGCUGUAUAAAUCUUUAGUGUUUGGCUAAGGAAAAAAGUUUUAGACAAUUAGUAGAUUAUCCCUAUGGAAUAGAAACAAUAGCCAAUGUAUAAAUUUUAAAAUAUUCACUUUUAGAUAUUAAUUUAAUAUAACUACACUAAUUGGAUUUUUGAUCAAACCUUCCAUGUCAUUAGACCAAUCUUUGAAAAAGAAAGAAAAUAAGUCUAAAUUUUAAUUAAAAAAAAUAAUGUUGAUGAAUUUAAGAUUUUUUUAGAAGAAUUUGACAUUGUAAAGGAAUACGAAGUUUAAGAAGCAGAGUAUAUAGCAAACAAGGAUAUGAUCAAAAUAUUCAUCAUUUUUGAAAAUGAGGAUGAUGCAUAGAUUAGUUUUAGUAAAAUCUAACAAUGUAAAGCAUUAGUAACAUUUAAAUAUAAAUUUUUAAGUUUGCAAUAUAAAAUGCAAAAAUGGAAGAAGUUGAUUAUUUUUAAAAAUUUCUUAAUAUUGUUUAAUCUAAACAAUAAUAAUUUUAAGAUUAUAGAAUGAAUAAUCAUAAAAACUAUUAAAAUAAUUAAAUUGAUGACUAAUAAUUUUAAUAAUACUCAUAAGCUUAAUAAUAAAAUUAAUAAUUUUAAAAUUAAAAAUUAUAUGAAAAUGAUAAAUAAUUUAAGUAAGAUUAUUCUUCCUCUGAUAUUGUAAACUAAAGAUUGAAUCAAAUAAGAUCAAAUGAAAAAAUUGAAUUAAAUUAUGCUCCUGUAUAAGAAUAGUAAUCUAUGUUUUCAUUUGUACCUUUUUUAAAUUCUACAUAAUCAAUAACUAAUCAAAUAACACAAGAUAUUCCAAAAUUUAUUGAAAAAAACAAUUCUAUUGAUAAAAUUUAAGAUGAAAGAAACACAGAAAAUAUGAAAUAAUCUGAAUAUAUUGAAUAUUAAACCAAUCAAAUAUAAAUACUAAGUGAAACUGAAUCAAAUAAAGAAAAUUCUUUGGAGAGAAAUAAUAAAUAAACACAUUAAAAAGAAUUAUAUUAAUAAAAAUAAUACAUGGAUUAAGGAUAUUAAAAAAAUGGAUAUGUAAAAAUUGAUUAAUAAUUAUUAGUAAAAACGAAGAAAUAAUUAUGGCAAUAAUCAAAAUAGACAAAAUAAUAACAAAAAUAAUAGAAAGCAACAAUAUUAUAGCAAUUAUAGUAUUAUAUUUCAUAAAUUUAGAUCGUUUAGAGGAUGAUUUAAGGGAGUUUACUGGAUUUAAGAAAUAUUAAUAAAGAUAGCAGAAAGAAUAUUUUGAGUUAAAGAAGGAAUAUUGA
Messenger RNA from Paramecium sonneborni, 1412 nucleotides. NCBI's taxonomy places the organism in Eukaryota, Ciliophora, Oligohymenophorea, Peniculida, Parameciidae. The record is from the annotation of a GenBank genome assembly.